Messenger RNA from Oldenlandia corymbosa var. corymbosa, 4337 nucleotides. The record is from the annotation of a GenBank genome assembly. Lineage: Eukaryota; Viridiplantae; Streptophyta; Magnoliopsida; Gentianales; Rubiaceae.
GGGAGUUUGUUUUUUUUUAAUUAAAAAAUGAAGUAUGGAAAAAAAAAAAGAAAACGAGAUAAUGCUAAAAGAGUCUGGGUCCUAAUUUGCUCACUAAAAAAAUUGGAAUUUCUAAAAGGAACAGAGGAGCCGAACUUCAGACCUUCCACUCCAAAUUUGGUCUCUCUCAAAAAAGCCCCAAAAUAAAAAAGAACAGUAGUUAGUUAACAUAAGUGCUAGAACCAACUAGCGGAUCGAGAGUAAGCGCAGCAGAAUUUGCCAAAAUUCGAACUUGGUUUGCCGACGUGGCAUUUAUCCUCCGUCUUAACCUUUUUAUCGGAUUUAUAUUUCUCUCUUAACAAGACACACAGCCGGGUCGCAUCCCAUCUUUUUCAGAUUAGGGUUUUUUUUCGUUCAUCCAUCAUCCUUCUGGUUUUUUGUGGGGGGAAAGAGAGGGGAGAUUAUGGAUGAGAACGCUGGCGGCGGUGGCUACGGAGGAGAUCCGGGCGACCAGUUUCACAGGAACGAAGCGAUCUCGGCGGUCACUGACGAUGCUUUUCUAGCCGAAGAGGAGGACGAUGACUUUGAUGAUCUUUACAAUGAUGUUAAUGUCGGGGAGCAUUUUCAUCAUCAGUCUAAUACUAGGCAAAAUCAAGAUUUUGGGGUUCGCAAGGAGGAGGCACUGAUACCUCCACAACCUACUCCGCCAGCUCCUCCUGCGCCUCAAACUCAGGGGAUGAUGGAUGCUGGUGGUGGCGGUGGCGGUGGCGGAGACAGGAAGUUUGAUGAGGGAGGAGGAGCUGGUGGUGCUAGGCCUCUUCCUCCUUCUGGUUAUCAGCAGCAGCAGAAUAUAGGUUUUAGAGGUCCAGGUGGUGGUGGGGGAGGACUGAGAGUUGAGUUAGGGCCCCCACCUUCAGGCAAUAAGGGUGCUACUGGUGGUUUUGAAGGAGGGCAGAUUGUUAACAAUAACAGUGGUGCUCCUAAUCAAGUGGCUGCUCACCAGCAACAGCCUCCGCAGCCAUUACCUCCUGCUGGUGGUGGUGGUGGUGGCUCUGCUGGACCUGGUGGCGGAAACAUGGGAAAUGUAGGAAACGCAGGGGCAGCUGAGGGUGGUAUGGUCAAGCAGGGAGGUGGUGGGAAUAUGAAUGGAACUGUUGGCGGUAAUAGUUAUGGAAACAUGGGUGGCGGUGGGGCUGUUGGUGGGGGUGGACAAGGCACAAUUCUUUUUGUGGGUGAUUUGCAUUGGUGGACUACGGAUGAAGAGCUUGAGAUGGAAGCUAGCAAGUAUGGGCCUGUAAAAGAGGUUAAAUUCUAUGAUGAGAAGGCUAGUGGGAAAUCAAAAGGAUAUUGCCAGGUCGAGUUUUAUGAUGCUGCGGCCGCAACUGCAUGCAAGGAAGGGAUGAAUGGUCAUCUCUUUAAUGGUAGACCAUGUGUGGUUGCUUUUGCAUCACCCUACACCGUCAAGAGAAUGGGUGAGGCUCAGGUUAGUAGGAAUCAGCAAAUGUCUGCUCAAACAACAGUUAAUCAGGGUAGGAGAGGGACUGGAGGAGAAGUGCCAGGUAAACCGACUGGGAACAACAUUGCAACAGGCGGUAACUACCAAGGUGGUGAGAAUAAUAGAGGUUUUGGCAGAGGUAAUUGGGGCAGAGGUAACGCUGGAGGGAUGGGUGGUAGGGGAGGCCCUAUGGGUGGUCCAAUGAGAGGUGGUAGGGGUGGAAUGGGUGGCCGCGGGAUGAUGGGGAAUGGUGGAAAUGGUUUUGGUCCAGGAAUGGGUGGCGCACCUGGUCCUCUACUGCAUCCUCAAAUGAUGGGUCAGGGAUUUGAUCCUGCUUUUGGAGGUGGGCCUAUGGGAAGAAUGGCAAAUUACGGGGGAUUCCCUGGAGGUCCUGCCCAACCAUUUUCUGGGCUUUUGCCAUCAUUUCCACCUGUUGCAAAUGUUGGUUUGUCUGGUGUGGCUCCACAUGUCAAUCCAGCAUUCUUCGGGAGAGGAAUGCCUUUGAAUGGUAUGGGAAUGAUGCCUCCUGGUGGUGGUGUUGAUGGACCUAAUAUGGGAAUGUGGGGUGAUCCUAAUAUGGGAGGUGGAUGGGGCGGUGAAGAGCAUGGUGGCGGAAGAGGUGGGGAGUCUAGCUAUGGAGAAGAUGCCGUUUCGGACCAUCAGUAUGGAGAAAGCCAUGAUAGAGUAGGGGCUUGGCCCAACUCUAGUAAGGAGAAGGAUAGAGGUGGUUCAGAAAGAGCCUGGUCUGAAUCUUCAGAGAGGAGAUAUCGAGAAGAGAGAGAACCAGGGUAUGAUAGGGAAAAGGAUGCCAGUCAUGAAACUGAUUGGUCGGAAAGGAGGCAGCGUGAUGAAAGAGAUGUAGGCCGAGGGGAGAGAGACAGGGAGAGGGAGAGGGACCGCGAACGCUCACGAGACCGUGAACGUUCGCGGGAUAGGGAUCACCGUGAUAGGGACCGUGAACGGGAUCGCCAUAGGGAUGACAGAGAUAGAUAUGCAGAUCAUCAUAGGUAUAGGGAGCGUGAGUCAGGAUAUGAUGAAGAAUGGGAAAGAGGUAGGUCAUCUAGAACUCAUAGCAGUAAGUCGCGAGUUUCACACGAUGAAGAGCAAAGAUCGAGGUCAAGGGAUGCUGAAUAUGGGAAGAGGCGCCGCUUAACCUCCGAAUAAUGUUAGAUUAUAGUUGUAUUGCUUGCUCUCACAAUAUAUCACCUGAAGUUAAGUUUUGCGCCGCUGAGACUGGUCUUAAGAUAUCUUUUGGGUACCUGGCUUCACCACUGAGUGGCACUCCUCUAUUUGUUUUGACAAUACAGAUGAUGCAAACUUGUUAUUGCUCCUUGUCGAGGAGUGUUGGCUUCUCUGUAUGUUAAAAGAAGUAAGUGUUUUGGGCACCUUCUCCCUUCUUGUAGCAGAAAGCGAUUAGUUUAUUUUUUCUGAAGGUGUUAAUUUAUGAGCAAUGUUAUGAUAGAAUUCAUGCAGUAUUAUGGUUCUUUGACUGACCCAAGACAUGUGAGACCCAAAUGUGUUUAAUUCAACUCUUUUACAAACGGUGUUUUGGCAGGUUAUGCUAGGAAAACAUCCAUUAGAAUGUUGUAAUCGGAGGCGUUUUAGCCUCCUCGGUUUUAAUUAUAAAAUAGACAUUUUAGACCACUUAUUUUUUGGGUAAACGAAUUGUGAUUUACACUAUUUUAUUUUUAACAUAUUUUUGGGUAUACAAACGGUGAUUUGCACUAUUUCAUUUUUAUUUUAUUUUUUCUCAGAACACCGUUAUUUCUUUUGGCUUAAAACUUCUCUGUAUAUUAUUCUUUCAUGGUGUUGGGGCUCUAUUUACAUCGCAAUCAUUUGCACACUUAUCUAUCAUAAAUGUGUUAACCUUGGAAAUGCAAUGCUUACUUGAAAAGUUGUACUGAAGCAAAUUGUGCUUUCUUGAGUUUGGCAUCAUUAUAAUGAGAAUCCAACUUGAUGAUACGGCCUGACAUCUCCAUUUGAUAAUUUUUGAAGGGUACCAAGUAAGAAUGAAGGAAGCUUUUCAGCUGAAGCCUUGAAGUCCUGCAGAUUUGUUGACCUUUUGGGGUUUCUAGUUAUUGUGAGAGUUGGUUGAUACAAGCAUUGCUUCUCUUAGUUCCUGUCACUCGUGGCUAGUGAACAUUCCGUCUAAGUAGUUGCCUUAUUAUUUUGAACUAUGUUUUAGCUAAUUGUAUAACGGGAUAUAUAGCCAGGAGAGUUGUGGAUGUUAAAUGUUGCUAGCUUGAGUAGUGCCGAAGUGAGAUGUUAUUGAUAAACUUAGAAUGUUUUUAUCAUUUAUGAAUGUGAUGUAUGUCCUGGGAUUCAAAAGCAUCACGGAGGAUUCGGCCAAUCUUCUUCCCUCACAUUUUUGUACUUGUAUCUUUUUGCUGUAUUAUUAUCACCCCAAUCCCUAUCUUUUUGUUGGGUUUGCUGUGUUGAUACACCUUUUGUAUUAUCUUGUUGUAGAUUAUGGCCAUACUUUGUGUAGGAUAUGUAGAUUCCCCUUGUGUAGGAUAUGUAGAUUCUAACCAUUGUAGUAAUGCUGUUGUUGCGGGAAAUUGUAUAGUUCACUUGGUGCUGUGCUUCUGUCUAGUUAGUUCACUACAAGAUGUAAACUUGCAGAAUUUUUUUUCAUGAUGCUUUUUUAAUAAACAGAUUUUGUUGCAACUUUUGAACAGCUUUUGAUUAGGGUUACAAGUCUGAUAUUUCUUGCCUUUGUGGUGUUGGCAUUUUAUCAAAUGGCCAAUGCUGGGGUGUCUAACAAAUUAAGCUGUGUGCAUUACACCUUAGGAACUUCUGGUGAAGUCAAUUCAGGAACUUUUAUUAGGAACCUAUUGCUCAUCAUCUUCAUCACUAAUACCCC